Molecule: messenger RNA, 651 nt
Organism: Closterium sp. NIES-65
Lineage: Eukaryota; Viridiplantae; Streptophyta; Zygnematophyceae; Desmidiales; Closteriaceae
Source: the annotation of a GenBank genome assembly
AUGCCCUUGGUUGAGCGCGGUUCACAUGCCACAGACCCCUCCACUUCAGCCGUGCCUCAACCAGUGGCUCCUUCUCCCUUCCCUUGUGCGGGAUUUCAAGUGGCGGGGAGGGGUGUGGGGUCAACACCGACGCUCCCUCACGCCUCUCCCCUGUGGCCGUGCAGGGAGGAGGCACCUGGAGGAGGGCUGCUUCGGAGGGAGGCAGCUGGUGGUGCUGCAGCUGUCUUGACCUCGCCCUCACGCUAUCAGCUAAUCGUGCCUCAACCAGUGGCUCCUCCUCCUCCCUUCCCUUGUGCUGGAUUUCAAGUGGCGGGGGGGGGGUGUGGGGUCAACACCAACGCUCCCCCACGCCCCUCCCCUGUGGCCGUGCAGGUGGCAGUGGUGGGAGCGGAGGGGGGCAGCACUCCACUCGGCCGUGAUGGGAUGGGAGAGUAUCGGGAUUGGGUCGUCUGGAACAAGGAUGAAGGUGGGAGCACUGGAGCAGGGCGGGAGAGUGGAGUCCACCCCCUCACUCACCUCCUCCUCUCUCCUUUUUCCCUUCCCUCCCAGCAGCACCCUGCCUGGACCACAGAGGAGUCUCUCCCUUUGCUAAUCCCCCCUUCUCUCUCCACUUCCCAGCAACCUCAGCAUCAUGGCGCUCUGCACGGCUAA